Messenger RNA from Acanthoscelides obtectus, 218 nucleotides. The record is from the annotation of a GenBank genome assembly. Lineage: Eukaryota; Metazoa; Arthropoda; Insecta; Coleoptera; Chrysomelidae.
GCUAAUUCUCUUCAACUUGACAAUGCUAACUCAUGUACAGGUCAUUCAUUUCGAAGAUCGUCUGCUACAUUUUUGUUGAAUCUGGGGGAGACUUGACGACACUAAAGAAAUAUGACGAUUGGAAGUCAUCAACGGUCGCUAGAAGGUAUGACAGAAAUAGCUAACAAAGUGUUUAGAACGUGUUGUAGUGCUGAAAUAACACCGGAUUUGGCAGCUAG